CCAAAAUUGGGAUUUGUCACCCCUGCAUGAGGGACCUGAUCAAACUGGCCGGGGUCACCCUGGGAAAGAGGCGGGCCGUGCGGCGCCAGGCCAUCCGGCACCCGACGCGCAUCGACAAGGACAAGGGUCCCACCAAGGCCACCACCACCAAGCUGGUGUACCUCAUCUUCGACACCUUCUUCUCGGAGCAGAUCGAGAAGGACGAGCGCGAGGACGACAAGGAGAACGCCACCAAGCGCCGGCGCUGCGGCGUCUGCGAG
Molecule: messenger RNA, 260 nt
Organism: Malurus melanocephalus (red-backed fairy wren)
Lineage: Eukaryota; Metazoa; Chordata; Aves; Passeriformes; Maluridae
Gene: DNMT1
Product: DNA methyltransferase 1
Exons: 2
Source: RefSeq, a predicted model, not a curated record